Dendrobium catenatum is the source of this 1490-nucleotide messenger RNA. RefSeq names its product ethylene-responsive transcription factor 1-like. The coding region runs from base 93 to 1226 and encodes 377 amino acids. Gene Ontology annotation, biological process: ethylene-activated signaling pathway; regulation of DNA-templated transcription. Lineage: Eukaryota; Viridiplantae; Streptophyta; Magnoliopsida; Asparagales; Orchidaceae. The transcript has 3 exons. The record is from RefSeq and is a predicted model, not a curated record. Gene Ontology annotation, molecular function: DNA-binding transcription factor activity; DNA binding.
GUUCAGGCGUCACUUCUUAUAGCUGAUUGUCGAGUUUGCAAUUUUCUUCUUAGAAGCCAAAGAAGAGAGUUGUUUUCCUUGUUCGUUUCAAGAUGUGCGGAGGCGCGAUUAUCUCCGAUUUCAUCGCAACAGCGAGACCGCAGAGGGUCACCGCCAACACUCUCUGGCCGGAUCUGAGGAAGAAGAAGAAGGGAGGCCGAAAGAUUCGAUCGGCGGAGAUCGAAGAUGAUUUCGAGGCUGAUUUCCAGGAGUUCGAGGACGAGACUGAGGUGAGCGAAGUGGUCGAUGAGUACGACGAAGAUGAACUGAUUGAGCUAAAGCCGUACGCAUUCCGCCAAAAUGGGACGCCUUUAUCCCGAGGGAUCAAAGAGAGUUCAAUCAUUGGGAAAUGCCCACAAUUUGAUGGACCUGCUGAGAAAUCGGCCAAAAGAAAGAGAAAGAACCAGUACAGAGGAAUCCGUCAGCGCCCAUGGGGCAAGUGGGCAGCUGAGAUCAGAGAUCCUCGCAAAGGAGAGAGGGUCUGGUUGGGGACAUUUGACACUCCUGAGGAGGCUGCCAGAGCUUAUGAUGCUGCAGCGCGUAGAAUUCGGGGUAAGAAAGCCAAAGUGAACUUCCCUGAUGAAGCCCCUAAAGCUGUGCCGAAUCAGGUGAAAUUGAGCUCACCAAAAACAAAGAAACCUAACCUUUCCAAGGAGGUGAACUUCAAUCAAGUAUUUGGUUUUCCAAAAAAUGCAUAUUACGAUGUCAAUUCUAGUCCAGGGCUUGGGAAGGAGGAGCCCCUGAAGCUUGAACCAGCUAGUUCAUCACCUGCUUUGAAAGCUUUCUCACCUCCCGAGGAAGUCAUGAAUUUCCUUUCCGAGCAGGAAAGCAACUCUCUGAAUUCCUCAGACUUUGGCUGGGACCAUGAUUCUAAUAUGCCAGAGAUCACAUCAAUUCCUCCUUCAAUUUUUGAAGAUCAUGAAUCUGGAUUCCUGGAAGAAAGCGCACCAAAGAAGAAACUCAAAAACAAUUAUGGUGAGGUGGUCUCAGCUGAUGAGGAUGCUGCAAUGAAACUCUCUGAGGAGCUAUCAGCCUUUGAGUCUUACAUGAAGUUCGGGCCAUUUCUUGAAGGAGGCUCAGAUCUAUGCUUUGAUUUCCUUCUUGGUAGUGAUAUGACUCAAGAUGGGAUCAAUUUCAUGAACCUUUGGAGCUUUGAGGACGUGCCAAUGUCAGGAAGUGUCUUCUAAAUGGAUUUCGGUAAAUAACGAGAUAAGUGAUUUAUGUUUAUGGAAGUUAUGGAGAACCAGAAUUGUUAGCCAGCUCUGAUGUGUUUCAUUGAACUGUGUUUUUUGAAACAGAUAUGAGAUUCUAUCCUUCAAAACUUUAUAUACUGUUGUUUAUAUGUGAUGCGUUGUUUAGAUCUUGAAGAUAUAUUUAUGUAUUGUUUAUAUGUGGUUGUCUGGAACUUAUCAGUGCUUCUCAUGAUUUGUGUUUCUUUGUGUUCCUGGAGA